AUGAGGGAGGAUUUGGAGGGUCUCGAUCAACGAAAAGAUACUUACACCUACCAAUAUCCUGGAAUCAACUCGAAGGAAUUUAAGGAUUUUUUAAGUGGAAAGUCAAUUACGCUGCUUUUCACCGCAGUUAAUUCGCCGUUUUCAAAUGGACUUAACGAAAGGCUGAACCAAACACUAGUAAAUAAAAUAAGAUGCAAGAUUAAUGAGAAACCAAAUACAACAGCAUGGACAACAAUUGCUCAUAACUGUGUGAGUAAAUAUAAUGAUACUGAACAUACAGUUACUGGCUUUGCGCCGAGAUACCUGCUGGAUGGUACAGAUGUCUCGUUCCUACCAAAUGAACUGAAAUCAGGAAAAAAGACAGAUGAUUGGGUAAAGGACAGAAAAAUUGCAUUUGAAAGAUCAAUUUUAUCACAUGAAUAUAAUAAGAGAGUGAUGGACAGAGAUAGAAAACAUUUUAAUUUUAAUAAAGGUGAUAUGGUAUAUGUUGAAAAUGGACAUAAAUUAAACAGGAAAAAAUUGGAUGAGCUAAGGAUUGGACCGUUUAAAAUUGAGGAAAAAAUAUCACAAUCAAUAUACAAGAUUAAUACAGGUCAUAAGAAGUUGGAGUCAAAUCUUUUCCAUAUCACAAAGCUCAUUCCUAUUGCUACACAGGACGAUGAUGUGAAUUGUUUAUCCCUAACGUGAAUGUGUGGUUACUUAGUGAAAAUUUUCAUGGGAAAAUUUUCCUACCUAGGGGGGGAGAUAUAAGAGAAUAAAUCCUCUUUAGUUGUUUUUUUAAUUAGGCAGAGAGCAGAGCUACUUUUCUUUUUCAUGUUGACAUGUGACAUGUGACAUCUGACAUGGU
Messenger RNA from Ostrinia furnacalis (Asian corn borer), 847 nucleotides. RefSeq lists its product as uncharacterized. Gene Ontology annotation, biological process: DNA integration. The transcript is spliced from 3 exons. Lineage: Eukaryota; Metazoa; Arthropoda; Insecta; Lepidoptera; Crambidae. Gene Ontology annotation, molecular function: nucleic acid binding. Bases 1 to 687 code for a protein of 228 amino acids. The record is from RefSeq and is a predicted model, not a curated record.